GAGGGGAGAAUGUGCAAUCAGUUCUUCCGACUGGUCAGAAGAUUACACCAGCAGUUUGAAAGCUACAAGGAGCAGAUCAGGAAGAUCGGCGACGACGCACGUCACUACCAGGGGGAGCAUAAGGAUGACGCACCCACCUGCGGGAUCUGCCUCAAAACCAAGUUUGCGGAUGGCUGCGGCCACUUCUGUUCUUACUGCCAGACCAAGUUCUGCGCUCGGUGCGGGGGACGGGUCACUCUGCGCUCCAACAACGAGGACAAAGUGGUUAUGUGGGUUUGCAAUUUGUGCCGCAAACAGCAGGAGAUACUGACGAAGUCCGGAGCCUGGUUUAUUGCUAGUGGAACGCCCCAGCCCGCUAGCCAGGAUGGGGCUCUGAGCGAUACCGCGACGGGGGGGAGAUCAGACGCUCCCAGAGAGAAGAAGGCCCGGCUACAGGAACGUUCUCGUUCCCAGACUCCGCUCAGCACAGCCACGGUCAACCCAGAGGCUACCCCAGCCGACAAGACCCGCGUGUCGGAGCUCGCUCGCCAGGAGAUGGGUUUCGAUCAGAAACAGAACCCGGCUCGAUCCCGGAGUGAACCCCCCAGAGACAGGAAAAAGAGCACGGCGGUUUCGGAGCAGAAUGGCAAGGCUCCGGCAGUGAAGGGUGAGCGCAGGAGGUCCGCCAAGCCCCAGUCACCACACGAGGAGCGAUCGCCGGGCGAGCGGGAGCACAGGGAGCGCCGGGAGAGCCGGCGUCUCGAGAAGGGACGUUCCCAGGAUUCCCAGGACCCGGGCGGGCGGCCGGUGGAGGGGACGGCAGAGCCGGGGGAGGAGGACGAGGAGAGGCAGAGGAAGGCCGAGGAGUACCAGAACCGCUACAAGAGCGACCCCAACCUGGCCCGCUACCCCGUCAAGCCCCAGCCCGAAGAGCAGCAGAUGCGGAUGCAUGUCAAGGUCUCCCGCGCCCGGCACGAGCGCAGGCACAGCGACGCCUCGCUGCCAAGCACUGAGGUGCCCGAUGAGGGACAGGGGCCGGACAACCGGCGGUGGACUCAUCCCCCCGAGGCAACCUUGGAGGGGCAGGGCACGGCACCCAGCAGCCCACGCCACCCUCACCCCCACCCCGCCAACCACAGCCCCCCCACCCCUAGGCGCAGCCCGGUGCCCUCCGAGCACUCGGAGACCAGGGGGCAAAAUGAUGCUCACUGGAGGCAGUGCCACCUGGACCCCAGCUCGGCCGCCGUGCAGCGCGCCAAGCGGGAGAAGAGCGAGACCAUGCUCCGCAACGACUCUCUCAGCUCCGACCAGUCGGAGUCAGUGCGGCCCCCGCCCCCCAAGCCGCACAAGACGAAGCGGGCACUGGGCAAGAAGCGGCAGAUGUCCGUCAGCAGCUCGGAGGACGAGGGGGCUUCCACCCCGGAGUACACCAGCUGUGAGGACGUGGAGAUCGAGAGCGAGAGCGUCAGCGAGAAAGGUGAUCUGGAUUACUAUUGGCUGGACCCGGCCACCUGGCACAGCAGCGAGAGCUUCCCCAUCAGUUCGCAUCCUGUUACAUGGCAGCCAUCCAAAGAAGGGGAUCGUCUGAUUGGACGCAUCAUCUUAAACAAGAGGACCAGUAUGCCCAAAGAAUCCGGCUCCUUGUUGGGGUUAAAGGUGGUUGGAGGGAAAAUGACCGACGUGGGGAGACUAGGAGCCUUUAUCACCAAAGUAAAAAAGGGUAGCUUGGCCGAUAUCAUUGGACAUUUGAGAGCUGGUGACGAGGUGCUGGAGUGGAAUGGCAAGCCGUUGCCGGGGGCGACCAACGAAGAAGUUUACAACAUCAUUUUGGAAUCGAAAUCGGAACCUCAGGUUGAAAUCGUCGUUUCAAGGCCGAUAGGCGACAUUCCCAGAAUUCCAGAGAGUUCUCAUCCGCCAUUGGAAUCAAGUUCCAGUUCCUUCGAGUCCCAGAAGAUGGAACGGCCAUCAAUUUCAGUCAUUUCUCCCACCAGCCCUGGCACCCUGAAAGAUGCCCCUCAGGUCUUACCUGGACAGCUCUCAGUAAAGCUCUGGUAUGACAAGGUGGGGCACCAGCUGAUAGUUAAUGUUUUACAAGCCACCGACCUGCCUUGCCGAGAGGAGGGACGGCCUCGAAAUCCUUACGUGAAAAUGUACUUUCUCCCAGACAGGAGUGACAAGAGCAAGCGAAGGACCAAAACUGUAAAGAAAAGUUUGGAGCCCAAAUGGAAUCAGACCUUUCUCUAUUCCCACGUCCAUCGGAGGGAUUUCCGGGAGCGGAUGCUGGAGAUCACCCUCUGGGACCAGCCUCGGGUACAGGAGGAGGAAAGCGAAUUUCUCGGAGAGAUCCUGAUUGAGUUGGAGACGGCGCUACUUGAUGACGAGCCACACUGGUACAAGCUUCAAACCCACGACGUGUCCUCACUACCUCUGCCUCAGCCAUCGCCAUACAUGCCACGGCGGCACGUCCACAGCGACAGCCCCAGUAAACGACUGCAAAGGUCUCAGCGAGUUGGUGAUAGUGGCGGCUCAGAGUAUGAUGUUGAUGAUACUAUUGGCGUGAUGACCACAGAUUACAGGGCGAGCAGUAGAGAGAGCAGGUCGAGCACAUUAACAGUGCCGGAGCAACAGAGACUCCCCCACCAUCGUUCCCGCUCUGUCUCCCCUCACCGCGGUGAUGGCCAGGGCAGGAACCGCUCACGUUUACCCAGUGUCCCCCUCCAGAGGAGUUUAGAUGAAAUCCACCAAAGCCGGCGUUCCCGAUCCCCCACUCUGUAUGAAGACGGCUCCUGCAGCCCAGUAGAGCACAUGUCCAGGGACUCGGACAGUCGGUACUCAUCGUAUGAUCCAGACAGUGAGCUCCUUAUGCUACCCAAGGCAAAGCGUGGAAGAAGUGUGGAGUGUUUGCACACAUCCAGAAAUGUCCUUAGCUACGGUAGGACCUUGCCUCCCAAGAUGCCAUUGUUAAUGAAUGGCAUUCACCGAGAUGUUUACAGCUCCACCUUGCCUGCCUGCAUUAAGUCCCGCUCCGCACGUAGGCAGGACACUGCCCUGACUCGGGACUCACGAAUACUGUCCUUUACAGAACUCUUGGUUAGUGAAAUGCAGCACUCCCUUGACAGAGCUAAGAGUGCUAGCACCAACUGCUUGAGACCUGACACUAGUUUACAGUCACCAGAACGAGAAAGGACCUUGGAGAGGUCCGGCAGCCACAAGCAGGGUAGAAAGUGCACCGCGUCUGGGACUGAAAGCAUGCCGGAGUUGAGCCGAACUGGGAGCCGGGACAGGAAGGCUGGCCAGCAAUCGACAAGGGCACACCAACAAGGGAGUUCAGUCCAGUCAUCGCCAACAGGGACCCCGGUCUCUGGCCGCAGGGGAAGACAGCUCCCACAGGUUCCGAGCAAAAGCAGUGUGGACCAAGUCAGCCGAGCAGCAGAGCAGCGGGCGAAACAGAUGAAGAUGAAAAUGCAUCCCAACAAACAGUGCAUGGGCUCAGGGUCCAGCCAAGAGCAGGAGCGAGAGCAAUACAUCAAGCAUCUACCCUACAAGGACCAGAGUAGAAGCAUUGACAACGUCUCCAUGAAGUCAUCGGACAGUGAUGUCAGCGAUGUCUCAGCCAUUUCCAGAACCAGCAGUGCCUCACGCCUCAGCAGCACAAGCUACAUGUCUGUCCAGUCAGAACGGCCGAGGGGGAGCCGUAAGAUCAGCGCCUUCACCACGAGGAUGCACAGCAGGCAGAUGGGGGCUCCGGGCAGGAAUAUCAUCAAGAGCACCAGCGUGAGCGAGGAGAUGUACAGCCUGGAGAACAACGACGGCAGCCAGUCAGACACGGCCGUGGGCACCGUGGGCACCAGCGGCAAGAAGAGGAGGUCCAGUCUGGGUGCCAAGAUGGUGGCCAUCGUCGGGCUGAGCAGGAGAAGCAGGAGCACGUCACAGCUGACACAGACUGAAGCUGGGGGCAAGAAAUCUAAAAAUGCCAUCCAGAGAAGCACGGAGACGGGCAUGGCCGUGGAGAUGCGCCGUAUGACUCGCCAGGCCAGCCGAGAGUCCACCGAUGGCAGCAUGAACAGCUACAGCUCUGAGGGAAAUUUGUUCCCUGGGAUGAGGCUGGGAGCUGACAGCCAGUUCAGUGAUUUCCUCGAUGGGCUCGGACCUGCACAACUGGUGGGGAGACAGACCCUAGCGACUCCGGCCAUGGGUGACAUACAGAUCGGGAUGGUGGACCGCAAAGGGCAGCUGGAGGUUGAGGUUAUCCGCGCACGAGGCCUGACUCAAAAACCGGGCUCCAAAUCUCUUCCUGCCCCUUACGUCAAAGUGUACCUGCUGGAGAAUGGAGCGUGUAUAGCCAAAAAGAAGACAAAAAUUGCACGGAAAACACUCGAUCCACUCUAUCAACAAUCACUGCUGUUUGAAGAGAGUCCACAGGGGAAAGUCCUACAGGUGAUCGUUUGGGGAGACUAUGGCCGAAUGGACCACAAGUGUUUUAUGGGAGUAGCACAGAUCCUGCUGGAAGAGCUUGACCUGUCCAGCAUGGUGAUCGGUUGGUACAAACUGUUUCCAACGUCCUCAUUAGUGGACUCUACCCUGACACCCCUGACUCGUAGAGCUUCCCAGUCCUCUCUGGAGAGCUCCACCGGAGCUCCCUGCAUCCGGUCUUAGUCAACCAAACACUCCCGUCCGUAAAGGAUUCAGUGACCCAAGGAGAGAGAACAAUUUCAGACGCUGACGAUAAUACGAUCAAAAAACCACUGCUGGAGCCAGACAAUCACUCCUGUUUUUUGCCAAUAGCACUGUUUCUCGGAGAAAACAAAAUAAUAGGGCUUCAAAAAAAAAGUAUAUAUAUGUAAGUCUUAUAUGUAUGCUGGCAUGAAUUGGCAAAUCCCGCACUACACCCGACUUCUUGAACAGAAGGUGAUGUCUCGAUGAGAGUACACUUAUGUUUUGAGACGAGAACUAAAAUAAUUGAGAA
Callorhinchus milii (elephant shark) is the source of this 4945-nucleotide messenger RNA. RefSeq names its product regulating synaptic membrane exocytosis protein 1. Gene Ontology annotation, biological process: regulation of membrane potential; positive regulation of synaptic transmission; regulation of synaptic plasticity. The record is from RefSeq and is a predicted model, not a curated record. Gene Ontology annotation, cellular component: cytoskeleton of presynaptic active zone; presynaptic membrane. The transcript has 32 exons. NCBI's taxonomy places the organism in Eukaryota, Metazoa, Chordata, Chondrichthyes, Chimaeriformes, Callorhinchidae. Bases 10 to 4635 code for a protein of 1541 amino acids. Gene Ontology annotation, molecular function: small GTPase binding; transmembrane transporter binding.